Molecule: messenger RNA, 5266 nt
Organism: Calidris pugnax (ruff)
Lineage: Eukaryota; Metazoa; Chordata; Aves; Charadriiformes; Scolopacidae
Gene: CARMIL2
Product: RGD motif, leucine rich repeats, tropomodulin domain and proline-rich containing
Exons: 41
Coding region: 88-4524 (1478 amino acids)
Biological process (GO): cell migration; regulation of Arp2/3 complex-mediated actin nucleation
Cellular component (GO): plasma membrane; lamellipodium
Molecular function (GO): protein binding
Source: RefSeq, a predicted model, not a curated record
CGGGGAUGCUGCCCUGACACCCUCAUCAGCAUCAUCAUCAUCCCCCCUCCCCCCGGAAGGUGAACCCCCCAAACCCUGGUCCCAGCCAUGGCUGCGUCCCCCACAGGGAUCCCCGCCGAGCUCCAAGAGGCCAUCACUGCCUUCCUGGGGACAAAGAAGAUCCUCCUGGUGAUGAGCAUCCAGCUGCAGGUGAAAUCCAAGUACGAUGACUAUAUCCUGGUGCUGACACCCUGGAGAGCCUAUGUGCUGCCGGUGACACUGCCGGUGAGGGUUCACAGCAGCUUCAGCUUCCUGGAGGUGAGGGAGAUGACAGUGCGAGAGCCCAGCUUGGUUGUCAUAGAAACAGAUGCAGCAUCUUACGCCUUCCGGUUCAUGUGCUUUGAUGAUUUGGAGCAAGUUGUCAUCCACGUCACCAUGUCACUUAAGAAGGUCUUUCCGGAUUCAUCCCCUGGGACACUGCUCAAGAACUCCCCCCCCAACCUGUACGAGAGGAUCCGGCAGGUCACAGACUCGCUGGAGGAAAUGCUGCAGAGCAGCCCCGGGCCCUGUGGGGGCUUUUCGGAGACCUACGCUGCUUUAUGUGAUUACAACGGCUUUGCCUUUCGUGAGGAGAUCCAGUGGGACGUGGACAACAUCUACCACAGCCAGGACUGCCGGGAGUUCAACCUGCUGGAUUUCAGCCACCUGGAGAGCCGAGACGUGGCCCUGAGUGUCGCCGCCUUGUCCUUCAACCUGUGGUUCACCAAACUCUCCUGCAAGGACUUCAGGCUGAACCAGGAGAUUUCGGAGCAGCUGCUCUACAUGCUCAGCAAAUCGGUGAUGCUGGAGGAGCUGGUGCUGGAAAACAGCGGGUUGAAAGCUGACUUUGCGCAGAGGAUGGCUCAGGCGCUCAGCAACCACCCUGACUCUGUCCUGCACACCAUCAACCUUGCUGGCAACCAGCUGGAAGACAGAGGGAUUGUUGCCUUCAGCCGGCAUGUGGAGAAGAAUCCCAAGGGUCUGCAGAGCCUCAGCUUGGCCAGGACGAUGCUCAGUGCCAAAGGGAUGAGCACGUUAUGCAAAGCCCUCGCAGAUAACAAAGCCAUCGGAUCCUCACUGCGGAACUUGGACCUCUCUGGAAACCCUGGCACCCUGGCUGGGGACGACAUCAAUAACCUGCAGAGCCUCCUCCGCCAGUGCCACUCGCUGUCCCACCUCAGCCUGGCCGGCACAGACUGCCCUUUGGAUGCUCUCUUCGGAGCCCUGGUCCACGGAUGCCACACCAGCCUCGUCCACCUGGAUCUCUCCAAAAACGUGUACUCCAACAAGAGAAUGAAAACCAUCUCCCCUGACAUCAGGAUGUUUUUCAGCCAGGCCUGUGCCCUCAGGCACGUCUCCCUGGCGGGUACCAAGCUGCCAGCAGAUGCUGUAAGGGCGCUGCUGCAAGGGCUGGCAGACAACAGCCACAUCAGUGACCUGCACCUGGAUCUUAGCAGCUGCGAGCUGAGAUCAACGGGGGCCCAAGUCAUCCAGGAUCUCAUCCCCGACGCCAGCUCCAUCAGCCACCUGGACUUGUCUGACAAUGGCUUCGACCCUGACAUGGUGACGCUGGUGCUCUCCAUUGGCAGAAGCAAGUCCAUCAGACAUGUCUCUCUGGGGAAAAACUUCAACAUCAAAUCCAAGGAAGGGCUGUUGGAUGUCCUGCACCGCAUUGUCCAGCUCAUCCAGGAGGACGACUGCCCUCUCCAGUCCCUCUCUGUGGCCGAAUCACGCCUCAAGCUGGGAACCAACGUCCUGCUGAGCGCCCUGGGCAGUAACACCAGCCUCGUCACUCUGGACAUCAGCGGCAAUGCCAUGGGGGAUACGGGUGCCAAGAUGCUAGCCAAGGCCCUGCAGAUCAACACCAAGCUCAGGACCGUGGUUUGGGACAGGAACAACACAACCGCCCACGGGCUCCUGGAGGUGGCUCAAGCUUUGGAGAGGAAUUACACCCUCAAGUCGAUGCCCUUGCCGAUGAGUGACGUGGCACAGGCGUACCGCAGCAGUCCCGAGAGAACAGAGGAGGCUGUCCACAAGCUCCAGUCCUGCCUGACAAGGAACCAGCUGCGGCGCACGCUGCCCACCCAGACGUUCCGACUCCAGCAGGGCAUCCUCACCACCUCUUCUGAACAGAUGGUGAACGAGAUCUGCCUGAGCGUGCAGAAGCACGUCGACAUCCUCAGCGCGUCCUGCUCGGGCAGGGAGGUGGAGGCGGACAUCCUGUGCGCGGAGGAGGCCAUCAGGAACGCCAACCUCUCCAUCAGCAUCCUGCCCCUCUUGUACGAAGCGGGAAACACCCCGUACCAGAACGUCAAGCUGCAGCACAAGCUGGAGUGUCUCACGGAAGAAGCAUCGCAGACCUGUGGCCGGGAGAUCCAGGCGAUCAUGCAGGCAGUGCUGGACACAGCGCACAGCCUCUGCCCGGCCGUGGUGCAGAAGAGCGGGGUCAGGGACCAGCUGGUCAAUGCCAUGUCGGAGCGGAUCUACCUCCAGGACCACCUCAACAUCAGCACCGUCCUGGACCAGAUGGUCACCGACGUCUUCAGCAAGCUGAAUGAAAUCAAGCUGUCUGUCACCGCCGCCGUGGCCGACUGCAUCGUGGAUGCUGUGCUGGGAGACCUGACCGUGGCCCAGUGCAAGCUGGCAGAGAGCCUCCCCAGGCUGGGGCUCGACCUCCCAGCGCUGCUGCCGGAGCCGGCUGAGGACGAUGCCACCGCGCCAGAGAGGGGCAGGAAUCCUUCAGACCUCGCUGCAGAGGAGUACAAGAUGGCCCUGCGGAGGAAAAACAAGCAUUUCAGAAGCAUUCGGCCCACGCCAACCGUGAGAAGUCUUGCUGCCCUCCAGCCCCCAGCAGCCAGGUGUCCCCAGUGGACCCCUGAUGUCCCCAAGCCCAGCAGCACCCUGACCCCCACCCCGCAGGCAACCAGGGGGGGUGAGGAGCUGCCCGCAGAGCAGAACGCCCCGAAGGUCCGGCGGCUGUGGUGGCUCCUGGUGAAUCUGGUGGGGAUCUACUGGCUGCAGUGGCCUACAUUUGGCGGGGGGGAGGAUAUCUUCACCCCACACCGGGCUGAUGGCCGUGCUUGCUCGCAGGUGCAGCCUGUGGCCUGCGAGAACAGUGAGGACAGGAGCAUCACCCGUGUGGAUGAGGGGCUGGAGGACUUCUUUGCCAAGAGGGUCAUCACAGAGGAGCAGCCUCCCACGGCUCCGGAGACCUGCCCAGGAUCAGCCCCCCUGGCUCCCUCUGGCUCCCGCACCCUCAAGAAGAAAAUCGGGAAUUUUUUUGCCUUCAAAAAACCCAAAUCCAGGCUGGGCUCCAGGUGUGAGAAGGAGCCCGAGGGUGGCCCCGCCGCCCCCAGGAGCCGGCGCUCGAUGCUCAGUGACAUUUUACGGGCCCCCAGCAAGGCAGGAGAGGCGGGCAAGCCCCUGAGUAAAUCAGAGGAGGGGGGGCUCGCUGCCGAGCCCCGGGCAGAGCCCGAGCACUGCCAGACCCCCGACUCGGCCCGCAGGAUCCGACCCAAGUACUCGCGGGAGGGCAAAUCCCAGUCGCUCAUCCUGCUGCCCGGGGAGGACGAGGACGCGCUGGGGGUCAGGCAGGACAAGAAGAGGCACCUGGAGAAGAGCGAGGGGGAGCUGCCCGCCUCCUUCGAGCAGCGAGUGCAGGUUAUGCUCCAUCGCAUCGGUGUCACCAAGGGUCCAACUGCCGAGGGCAAGAAGCAGCAGAACAAAGACAACGAGAUCAAGAAAGCCGGCUCAGAUGGGGACAUCGUGGACAGCUCUGCGGACUCCCCCCCGUCCCUGAAGGCCCGCACGCACUCUGUGUCCACAGACGCACCCUUCCGCAGCCCUACGGCCACCAUGGAGCCCCGGCCAGCCUGGAAAUCCCUGGGGAGGCAGCUGACGGUGGAGCCACAGGCCACCAGCUCCCACCAGCCCCGCCGCUCCCUCCUCCUGGCCGAGCCCAGUGGGCUACCGGAGCCCGGGGGCCGGGAGGGCUGGAGCAGCAGCUUGCCACGGCCGGGGAGGACCGCACCGGUCACGCUGCCGCGGAGGGUCAGCCACGGCGGGGAGGUGGGUGCUGUCAGCCCCCUGCCCACCCCGCCCGACACCGAAGACAACCGGCUGACGCCGCGGCUGGCGGUGCUGUGGGGGACCGGCCGCCGAGCUGUGUCCGUCCACGAGGAGCAGCUCAGGGAGCCCGAGAGCCCGGCAGGGCUGGGAACGGGCACCAUCCCCCUGCGCCUGCGGCGGUCGCCUGUCUUCAAACGGAGGACCAAGCACGACUCCCUCCCGGAGCCGGAGAGCGAGCCCGGACCAUCCUCAGAUGCUGCAGGUGCCACGGCGCAGGACUGUCCCCACGCUGGGCUGGAGGAACCACAGGCUGGAACGGGCACCGAAGGCGAGCGGCCGCAAGCCCCGGCACAAACUGCUGCGAAUGCACAGGACUCAGCAGCCAUAGACCAAAGACGCCCGGUGCCGGGCUGGGGGGAGCCAGCCCCGGGCCAGUGAAGCCCCUUGCAUGCCUCUGGGCCACUGUCCCCAAUAAAACCCUGCGAGUGAGCGCACGGUGCCGAGGUGGUUGGCAGCCGGGGUGCAGAGAGAGAGAGACGGGGCACGGGGCUGCGGCGCCGGCUUCCGAUGGCAUCGGCCACCUUUGGCUGUGGGGAUGGCCACCAGCAUCGCCCACGAGGGCCCUGGGAUCCUGCUGGAGCCCUCGGGAUGCACGGAGCGGCCAUCACCUUCCCCGGAGGGCCCCUGCGGGGGGAAACUGGUGGUUUUAGGCAGGAGCUGGGCAGGCAGCGGUGGUGCUGGCAGCAGGACGUUCUCAGAAGGUGUCACCAGGGCCCUUUCACCCCUCCAGCUCCUCACUCCGUGGGGUACCGCUCGCUCCAGCCCCCCCCGCCAAGACGCAGGCUUCCAUCAACAGGACCACGACCCAUGGCAUUUCAGCUCUGCAGCCCUGCCACCCCCGUGGCUCUCCUGGUGCCACCAGCGUCACCCCAACGGCUUUCUCCCGCCUCGACCUCCGCUCUGGACCAAACGCAUUCCUUACGGAUGUUUACGACAAAGCAGCAACAUGCUUUUCUUUCUUUUUUUUUUUUCUCCCUUUUUUUUUUUAAUACAAGAGCUGUGUAUUUAAAAAAUAUACAAUUUUUAUUUUUAAUUUCUACAACAUAACCCUGCGGGAUAUUUUUUCUAACAAAGAGUACAGGACCCUACCUAAAUGUCAUCAAUAAAACCUCCAAACUCC